This is a messenger RNA of Acytostelium subglobosum LB1, 378 nucleotides long. RefSeq lists its product as hypothetical. The transcript is spliced from 2 exons. The coding region runs from base 1 to 378 and encodes 125 amino acids. The record is from RefSeq and is a predicted model, not a curated record. Lineage: Eukaryota; Evosea; Eumycetozoa; Acytosteliales; Acytosteliaceae.
AUGCCAGUCGACACAGAAUGGAAGGGCAAGAAUGAUGAGUUAGUACCAAUUCCUUUGGAGUUCAAGUUCAGUCUAGCCACCUAUGCUCAUGUCCUUCAUAUGGUCGCAGCCAUGGUCAAGAAGGAAGAAGAUGGCACGAUUGCACUCACCAGUGUAAUCGAUAACAACCAAGUGAGAGUCAAAGUGGAGAACCUCUGGGCAAUGAUUCAUAAGCUGAUCGUGAUGCUACUCGAUCACAAGCUCGAGAUCAAGGACUACCAGUGGAGGAUACUCUGUGAGAAACCUGGAAAUCAGUACAAGAGUCUCUAUACAACACUCUUCCCACGACCUAUACCCACAUAUUCAAGCAAUAUCGUCCAGAGGGUGCUGCUCGCCUGA